Molecule: messenger RNA, 831 nt
Organism: Plenodomus lingam JN3
Lineage: Eukaryota; Fungi; Ascomycota; Dothideomycetes; Pleosporales; Leptosphaeriaceae
Source: RefSeq, a predicted model, not a curated record
AUGCAUUGCUGCUACCAGGCGUCCUAUAAGACUUUGCGAACUGCACAUACACAAUUCACGUGCGACAUCGGAACCCGAACCAUAGUUUAUCGCCAGGAGCGGUUACACAUCGUCCCAACGACAGGAUCCAUACAUGAACUUACACGCAUGGUGUUUGAGCUGGAGCUCGUCCCAUCUGUCGGUUCCCGUGACCGAUCCUGUUGUGAAACAAAUGGCGAGGAACUCUUGGCUGUCCGCGUGCUUCAGACACAUGUAUUACAUGACCAUAUCCAUAGCCAGAUGGGGCAAUCACUCGAUGGGAGAAGUCAAGAAGUGUGCACGACAGUCUGUAUAGCUGUAUACAGCGUCACCAUAAUCGUGACGCCGUUGCUAAUCAUCAACACACCGCACAGCUUACACUCCCAUCUCUCCCAAGAUUCCACAUCAUCCAGAAAAACCCAACACUCCCCAUCCCACCGCCUACAAUCCAGCAUCCCACAACCCCUCCCCAUCUAUUCCCGCGCCCACACCGCUCGUCGUCCCACACCCCCGCGUCGCACAGCGCCAUGCAUGUACAACCUCCCUAGCAAGAUCGCGAGGUAUCGCGAGGACACGGGUCCGCGGCUCGUGGCUGGUAGGUACACGCCCAGCGGUUUCGCUGUAGACGUGGAGCGGGGUCUGGGGAUGCGUGUAAAUGGCCACGACAUCUACCGUACCCUGGCUACAUACAGAACCAGCAUACUCGAGGUUCGCCCGACUUGGGCUGAAAACCUGCGUUUCACAAAUCUCCGUCUCCAUGUCCGCCAACCCAGCUCAGCCCAGCUCAGCCCAGCCCAGGCGGGCCCGGAAUAA